UCGACCACGAGCAUUGACCCUGGAUUUUUAUCGUCGUAGAGCUUUUAUUUUGUAGAGCUAUAAUUUACCAUCAGGUUUGAUAGGAUUCAGACUUUCCGACCUGGUGCGCACUCUUCUCCCAGUUGUAUCGUCUCGGUGACGCUGCUCCGCUCACCUGAGGAGGCUCAGCGUCCCACAUGGAGAGCGACAGGAUGUUUCUCUAAUCAGGCUGUGGACGAGCUGAGCGCGGUGAUGAAGGAUCGACUGGCCGAGCUGACUGCUAGCCGGACAGCACCAGACGAGGAUGUGGCAGUCACGGUGGACAGAGACGGGUUCAUGGAGAGCUUCUUCAGGAGGGUUGAAGAAGUUCGAGGACUCAUUGACAAGAUCGCCUACCAGGUGGAGGAGGUGAGGAAGAUGCACAGCAUGAUCCUGUCUGCACCCAACCCUGAUGACAGAACAAAGGAUCAACUGGAUGCACUGACCAAUGAUAUCAAAGGGAACGCCAACGUGGUGCGAACAAAAUUAAAAUCCAUGGAGCAGAGUUUGCCAAAAGAUGAUUCAGCAAACAGAUCCUCUGUUGACUUCAGGAUCCAGAAAACACAGCACACAGUGCUGUCAAGGAAGUUUGUGGAGGUCAUGACCCAGUACAAUGAGACGCAAGUUUUCUUUCGGGAAAGAAGCAAAGGCAGGAUCCAGAGACAGCUGGAGAUAACUGGACGAUCGACCACUAUUGAGGAGCUGGAGUACAUGUUAGAAAGUGGAACUCCAUCCAUCUUUACAUCUGAUAUCAUUUCUGAUUCACAGAUCACACGUCAGGCUGUAAACGAGAUAGAGUCACGACACCAAGACAUCAUUCGUCUGGAGACGAGCAUCAGAGAGCUCCAUGCCAUGUUCAUGGACAUGGCAAUGCUGGUAGAAACUCAGGGGGAAAUGGUUGACAACAUUGAGAAGAACGUCUCCAACGCAGCCGAAUACAUUCUCCGUGCAAAGGAGGAGACCAAAAAGGCAGUGAGAUACCAGAAAAAAUCCCGGAGGAAAUGCAUCAUCCUUGCCUUUGCUCUGUUGAUCCUGCUUGCUGUCAUUGCACUAAUUGUUGGCCUGUCUGUUGGACUAACCAAACCUCCUGUGUGAGUCCUCUAAACGUCUCUGCCUGGCCACAUGUGGGGCUGCAGUUCUCCUCUUUUUACUCAUCAUUAUAGUCGGAGUCUUUGAGUGAUGGGUGUCAUGGUUUGCAGACUGUUAGCACUGUGGGCUGCUUCUGCAGUGAAGAGGCAGGAAACAGCUUAAUAAAAAUAUUAUCCAGCAGCAUAACAGAGAUGAUCUGGUAACAUCAGACCUCAUGAUACACUGUUCUGGAGCAGUUCUAUACAGGUAGAACAAAGGUUUUGCACCUCUCCCUUUGCCGUAGCUUUGAUAUGAUGAACACUGACAGCACAUCACAAUACACUGGUGUACAUUCUCUGUUGCUUCCAAUAUUCAUAUUGUGUAUCACCUUCAGACAUUUCUGUAUCUCAAGGAAUGGUUUUACAUGUUGGAGGAAUACUUUUAAUCGCCUCCUUGCAGAGAGAGGUAGAUGAGACUAGUGGUUUCAUGUCUAUAUGAAGCUACACCACCAGAAGCCUUAACAUUAGCUUCACAGACUGGAACAGAAAGCAGCUAGCCUUACUCUGUCCAAAUUGGAGCCCGGCCACAUAUAUAGGUAUGCUAACACAAAUCUGUCAAUAUGAGCCUUUCAAAGACAAAUUGAGGUAAACGUUUAUAUUUGCUGAAAUGAAAAGUAGAUUUUUUUACAGUAUAAAAAACAAUGCUGAAAAGAUGUGCACUUAUAUUUAGAUUUUCUGUAAAAGAAAAAAAUCUAUUAAAACAAACAAUCAGUUGGAUUUCUAUUUCAAUUUGGGGUUAUUUAUGAUAAAGUUCAUGGUUAAACCAUAAAUUGCAUGCCUCAUUUACAAUUAUUUGUCAUAAUGGUUUGAUCCAUCCACAAAAAUCCCUAUUGGCCAGGUCUAGUCCAAAGGUUACAGAAGACCUGACAUAUAAAGGUUUCAUGGGGGAUUAUCAUGUGCCAGACUAUUCCUUGUGUAUUUCAGAUGCAGUGACUUCCUGGACUCUUGUCCACAUUGUGAGGUUUGCUGUUUGGCAAGAAAACACGUAGCAGCUCCAGGAAGUCACUAGUGCCGGUACCAAGAUAUAUCACGUCAGAGGUGCCUUUUGGGUCAGUUUGUUUCCUGUGGGCAGAGGCAGGCUGUUUCAUUAAUGCUAAGCUUUCUGCUGCAGCUUGAUAUUUAGCAUUGUAUAGACAUUGGAGUGGUUUCAGUCUCGAAGAAUAUGUGUGCCUUACAAAAUGCUUUAACUAUAGCUCUGAGUCUCUAUUGUAUAAUCAUUAUGUUCUCCUGUUCUAUUGUAUAUUUACUGUAAUCCAUGGGAACUAAAUGAAAAGCUACUACAACAAGGAAUCUCGCUAGGAUUAAUCAAGUGGAAGUCAUCAAUUGAUUUAAUAGCUCUUACAAAGUGCCUCCUUGACAUUUAAUAUGGAACUUUAACUUAUUGAACUGUAUUUAUCAUGAUCAAUGUGUGUGAUGACUGAAAUACUAGUUGUGAAGAUGUCAUGCUGUAAAAUAGGACUCUUGAAUGAUAUUUCUAGAGCACGCGUUUUCAUUUUGAUACAUUCGAUUAUUUGUUCGUGUUUUUAGCUUAUAUCUUGUAUUUUAUACAUACGAAUUCAGUCAGGUGAAUAAAGAUAAUAAUAAAAAGGUCCCUGCAGAUUG
Platichthys flesus (European flounder) is the source of this 2747-nucleotide messenger RNA. RefSeq names its product syntaxin 2b (gene stx2b). The record is from RefSeq and is a predicted model, not a curated record. Gene Ontology annotation, biological process: synaptic vesicle fusion to presynaptic active zone membrane; intracellular protein transport; exocytosis. NCBI's taxonomy places the organism in Eukaryota, Metazoa, Chordata, Actinopteri, Pleuronectiformes, Pleuronectidae. Gene Ontology annotation, cellular component: synaptic vesicle; plasma membrane; SNARE complex. Bases 232 to 1113 code for a protein of 293 amino acids. Gene Ontology annotation, molecular function: SNARE binding; SNAP receptor activity. The transcript has 11 exons.